AUGUCACCCAUCCUUCCUCCUCAGGCACAAAACGUCAAGACCCGUCCUGGUGCUCCUCGUGACGCCGAAGCCGUCAAAGAUGUACAACUAUUCCAACCCUCAACCAUCAGGUCUGUGACCAUCCCCAACCGUAUUGUCGUUGCUCCCAUGUGCAUGUACUCUUGCGAAGAUGGUUUCUUGAACGACUUUCAUCUGGCCCACUAUUUUUCGUUCGCUUUCAAGGGUGCCGGUCUAGUCAUCAUUGAAGCUACCGCUGUCGAGCCCCAGGGUCGUAUUUCUCCUGAAGACUCUGGCUUGUGGAGUGACGACCACAUUGCUCCUUUGAAGCGUGUGGCUGAUAUGAUCAAGGCACAGGGAAGUGUUCCCGGUAUUCAGAUCGCCCACGCUGGUCGCAAGGCCUCCAUGGGCUCGCCAUUUGUUGGUUACCGCAUUAUUCCCGAGGAAGAAAAGGGCUGGUCCAAGGAUGUCCGUGGUCCUUCGGAAUUGCCAUUCGAUGAGAAGCAUUGCCAGCCCCAUGCCCUGACCAAAGAGGCCAUUCAAGACCUGGUUCAAAAGUUUGCAAAUACUGCAGUUCGUGCUGAUAAGGCCGGAAUUGAAGUUCUGGAAAUCCACAGUGCUCACGGCUAUUUGUUGCACAACUUCUUGUCUGGUAACUCCAACAAGCGCACUGAUGAGUAUGGUGGCUCGCUCGAGAACCGUAUGCGCUUCCCUCUUGAAGUAGUCAAGGCUGUUCGUGCUGCCUGGCCGGAACACAAGCCGUUGUGGCUCCGCUUUUCAUCGACCGAUUUUAAGGAAAUCGAUCAUAUGGCAGAGGACAAAGACGGCUGGGACAUAUACCAAGCUAUUGAGUAUGCCAAGAAGCUCAAGGAGAUUGGUGUUGAUGUGAUCGACUGCUCUGCCGGUGCCAACAUUUCUGGUGUUCGUUACCCUACUGGUCCUCACUUCCAAGUUCCUUUUGCUGAAGCCGUUCGUCGCGAGGCUGAUAUCCACACUGGAGCUGUCGGUCUCAUCACCGAGCCUGUUGCAGCCGAAAAGGUUUUGCAGGAAGGAAAGGCCGAUUACAUCUUGCUUGCUCGUGAAUUCUUGCGUGACAGCGGUUGGGCAUUGCGUGCUGCUCGCGAGUUGAAUGUUCCUGUCGAGUGGCCCAAUCAGUACAAGCGCGCUGACAACGAGCGUUGGGUUGGCAAGAACGGCAAAUAA
This is a messenger RNA of Zychaea mexicana, 1200 nucleotides long. RefSeq lists its product as uncharacterized. The transcript is spliced from 3 exons. The record is from RefSeq and is a predicted model, not a curated record. Lineage: Eukaryota; Fungi; Mucoromycota; Mucoromycetes; Mucorales; Lichtheimiaceae. The coding region runs from base 1 to 1200 and encodes 399 amino acids. Gene Ontology annotation, cellular component: intracellular anatomical structure. Gene Ontology annotation, molecular function: NADPH dehydrogenase activity; FMN binding; NADP binding.